CGACGACUGGGACGUUAUGUGUGCUCGGAGGCUGAGAAUGGGAUAGAAAGAAAAAGGGAGGGAGAGUCAGAGACAUCAAAACAAGCCGCGGCAAAAGGCGAACUUCAAUGGUGGAGGAAGCGCGAGGAACCGCUAGUUGGUUUCGCCUUCUGCCUCGGGGUAGCCAAGUUCAUUCUUUAGCCGCUGCACUUUGUGGAACUGAUUCUACUUUUUAAAAGCUGUGAAAAAGAGACUGUGGCCUAUAUAGUAUUCACUAGUUUUGAAGAACAGUGGUGACUGAAAAUGCCUCCUCCUUCAAAUAUUGUGAAAGUAGCUAUAGAGUGGCCUGGUGCCUUUCCGAAAUUGAUGGAAAUUGAUCAAAAAAAGCCAUUGACUGCAAUCAUAAAAGAAGUCUGUGAUGGGUGGUCUCUUGUAAACCAUGAACAUUAUGCAUUGCAACAUGCUGAUAGUUCCAAUUUUUAUAUUACUGAAAAGAAUCGCAAUGAAAUUAAAAAUGGAGCAAUACUUCGACUAACAACAUCACCAACCCAAAAUGCUCUUCAGCUCCAUGAGAGGAUUCAGUCUUCUAGUAUGGAUGCCAAAUUGGAAGCACUGAAAGAUUUAGCCAGUUACUCACGCGAUGUAACAUUUGCCCAAGAAUUUAUCAACCUAGAUGGGAUUUCACUCCUAACACAGAUGGUUGAAAGUGGCACUGAACGAUAUCAGAAAUUGCAGAAGAUAAUGAAGCCCUGCUUUGGAGAUAUGUUAUCCUAUACAUUGACAGCAUUUGUUGAGCUGAUGGAUCAUGGAAUUGUAUCUUGGGAUACUUUCUCUGUGGCUUUCAUAAAAAAGAUUGCAAGUUACGUGAGCAAGUUCCAAAAUGAUAGUGCUAUACUACAAAGAUCAUUAGCCAUUUUAGAAUCAAUGGUGCUGAAUGGUCAUGAUCUGUAUCAGAAAGUGGCACAAGAGAUAACAAUUGGGCAAUUAAUUCCACACCUACAAGGGGCUGAUCAGGAAAUUCAAACAUACACCAUUGCUGUGAUAAAUGCACUUUUCUUUAAAGCACCUGAUGACCGGAGGCAGGAAAUGGCAAAUAUUUUAGCACAGAAACAACUUAGGGGAAUCAUUUUACAACAUGUUAUCAGAGCUCAAAGGCCCAUUAAUAAUGAAAUGGCACAUCAACUUUAUGUUCUGCAAGUGCUCACCUUUAACUUAUUGGAAGAUAGAAUGAUGACAAAAAUGGACCCUCAAGAUCAGGCCCAGAGGGAUAUCAUAUUUGAACUCCGAAGAAUUGCUUUUGAUGUAGAAUCUGAACCCAACAGCAGUAGUGGUAAUGUUGAGAAGCGUAAAUCCAUGUACACCCGUGAUUACAAAAAACUUGGGUUUAUAAAUCAUGUGAACCCAGCAAUGGAUUUUACUCAGACUCCCCCAGGAAUGCUAGCCCUGGACAACAUGCUGUACUUCGCCAAACACCAGCAGGAUGCUUAUAUCCGGAUUGUAUUGGAAAAUAGCAGCCGAGAAGAUAAGCAUGAAUGUCCAUUUGGUCGGAGUAGCAUUGAAUUAACAAAGAUGCUAUGUGAUAUCUUGAAAGUAGGAGAAUUACCCAGUGAGACCGGCAGUGACUUCCACCCAAUGUUCUUCACGCAUGACAGGUCAUUUGAAGAGUUCUUCUGUAUUUGCAUCCAGUUGUUGAACAAGACAUGGAAGGAGAUGAGAGCAACUUCUGAAGACUUCAAUAAGGUCAUGCAAGUGGUGAGGGAGCAGAUAAUGAGAGCACUGACCACAAAGCCUAGUUCUCUGGAUCAGUUCAAAAGUAAACUUCAGAAUCUGAGCUACACAGAAAUACUGAAAAUCCGUCAGUCUGAGAGGAUGAACCAGGAAGAUUUCCAAUCUCGUCCAAUUUUGGAGCUAAAAGAGAAGAUUCAGCCUGAAAUUUUAGAGUUGAUAAAGCAGCAGCGUCUUAAUCGUCUUGUUGAAGGAACCUGCUUUCGGAAGCUUAACAGUCGACGGCGGCAAGACAAAUUUUGGUACUGCCGACUCUCACCGAAUCAUAAAGUUUUGCAUUAUGGAGAUUUGGAAGAGAGUCCUCAAGGAGAAGUUCCACAUGAUUCAUUACAGGAUAAGUUGCCUGUGGCAGAUAUAAAAGCGAUUGUUACAGGGAAAGACUGUCCUCACAUGAAGGAGAAGGGAGCCCUUAAACAAAACAAGGAGGUGCUUGAACUUGCUUUCUCUAUACUAUUUGAUUCAAAUGGACAGCUAAAUUUCAUUGCUCCUGACAAGCAUGAGUACUGUGUAUGGACAGAUGGUCUCAAUGCCCUGCUCGGAAAAGAUAUGAUGAGUGAACUGACACAUAACGACUUGGAUACUCUGCUCAGUAUGGAGAUAAAGCUGCGCCUCCUGGAUCUGGAGAACAUACAGAUCCCUGAUGCUCCGCCACCUAUUCCAAAAGAGCCAAGCAAUUAUGAUUUUGUAUAUGACUGCAACUAAAGCAAUUGUCACUCCUCAGAUUUACAACUAAUAACUGGAAAGUUUUUUUUUUUAAAGAAAAAAGAGAAAGAACAGAAAGAGAACAAGUGAUACACAUUGGACUUAUUGUUAUGGUGGGACUGUAAAACAGUUACUUCUCCCUUUGCUUUCUGCCUCUCGUUCUUAUCCAUUGCUAGUGAAAAACACCACUUCCAUUAACAUUUUACUAUUGGGCAAGAUCAAAUGAAUAUUCCAACUUAAAAGAUGUCAUCAAAGGAACUUACCUAUUUUUUAAAUGCUGGAGCACAGUUCCAAAUAAGAGGACAGUAUGACCUAAUAGCACAAUCACCAAACCAGAUCCAGCAUUGCAGGUGCUUUAACAAGAGGAAAUGAAGUAGGGGAGAGAGAGAGCUACGGUGAAUGAGGUAGUGCGAGCUGUCUCCCACCCAGUCACUUCAGAUUUUGAGUCAACAGGAGAUCUCAGUAAGAAUGAAGAUGGUUAAUCACUUGCAGCUUCUACACUGUUGUAGUUGUGAUCCACCACCAUCCUCUUCAUUAACACCAGCAUCUUAAGUCAGGAGACUGUUUUUUUAAUAAUGCCACAGCUCAUUAUGUAAUCCCUUAAUACCCACAACUUAGUAUCUCAUCUGAAAUGUCCAGACUUUUAACAAAGCCACUUGCUCUUUAUGUCCUGUUGUAUACUUAUAUAUCACUAACUGAAAGCAGUGGGCAUUUUUUAGUCCAGGCUACGGUUGAUUAUUUCGUUUGCAAAGUGGCAGAUGCCAUCGAUACCGAAAAUGCUGUAUGUUCAGGAUUAUGUUAUAGAAAUGUGCAGGGUAUUAUAAAUUUGCAAGGGACUUGGAUUUGUAUAAAACAUUUGAACAAUACUUGCCAAAUAUAUAUUUAAUUGAAAACAAAAUUAUAUUGUGUGUACUUUAUUAAAAAAAUUACCUGUUUUGAAUUCUAUAUUCUACUUGGAACAUUCUCCUUGGAGAGAAUAUACACCAACAUUCCCAUCAACAUGGCUAUUGAAUAAAAUGGAACUUGUGUUUA
Candoia aspera is the source of this 3498-nucleotide messenger RNA. RefSeq names its product engulfment and cell motility 1 (gene ELMO1). The coding region runs from base 283 to 2466 and encodes 727 amino acids. NCBI's taxonomy places the organism in Eukaryota, Metazoa, Chordata, Lepidosauria, Squamata, Candoiidae. The record is from RefSeq and is a predicted model, not a curated record. Gene Ontology annotation, biological process: cell motility; actin filament organization. The transcript has 22 exons. Gene Ontology annotation, cellular component: plasma membrane; guanyl-nucleotide exchange factor complex.